GACUGAAACCCUAGAUCACCAUCACCACCAUUAAUGGAUCUCUGUCGGCAAGAGUUCCCGUGUAAGCGCCGGAGACUUGCCGUUGACCUCGGGAACAGGAAGCUCGUCACGCGCUCCGAGAAGGGGAUGCGAAUGCUGCGUCUGCAAACGCACCGCCGUCCUCCAGUCCGAUUACGUCCUCUCCCCUCCUCCACUUCUAACCCUACCUCCUCGUCGUCCUCCCCCUCAUCCUCUUCUUUACCCCCUGCCCUCGCUGCCGCCUCCUCCAAGAAGACCUCCGAGCCCCAAUCCGAUGAGCAGCGCAUCGAUGACCUCGUCCUCCCCCGCCUUCGAUUUCUGAAGCAGCCCAUCACCCUUUUCGGCGAGGACGAUGAUGCCCGGCUCGAUCGCCUCAAGCUCACCCUUAAAUCGGGGGUUUUCGAUGCUGAUAGCGAUAUGACCGAGGGCCAGACCAAUGACUUCCUCGGUGACGUCUACGAGCUCCGGAAGCGCCAGAAGGCUGGAUCGUUACUCCAUGAUCGGGCGAAGGACAAGCGGGACGAUGGCGAUGGGAUUGAGUUCGAUGGGGGCGAUGACGAUGGGGAUAAGGAUGUCAGCGACGAUGGGGGAUCGUCGGGAAUGGAUGCUGAUAAGGAUAUCAAGAGGAUGAAGGCAAAUUUUGAGGAGCUGUGCGAUGAGGAUAAGAUUCUUGUUUUCUUCAAGAGGCUGUUGAAUGAGUGGAACCAGGAGUUGGACGAGAUGCCGGGGGCCGAUAAGCAGACGGCAAAGGGCAAGCAGAUGAUUGCUACCUUCAUGCAGUGCGCACGGUACCUCAAUCCUUUGUUCAAGUUUUGCAGGAAAAAGGUUCUUCAAGAUGAUAUCCGUCAAGCAUUGAUGGUAGUGGUUAAGUGUUGCAUGAAACGAGAUUAUUUGGCUGCUAUGGAUCAGUACAUCAAGUUGGCCAUUGGCAAUGCACCUUGGCCUAUUGGUGUUACUAUGGUUGGCAUUCACGAGCGUUCAGCUCGUGAGAAGAUUUACACAAACAGUGUUGCUCAUAUCUUGAACGAUGAGACAACUCGCAAGUACCUGCAGUCACUGAAGAGUCUAAUGACGUUCUGCCAGCGUCGAUACCCAGCAGAUCCUUCCAAGUCAGUGGAAUUCAAUAGUUUGGCGAACGGAAGUGACCUUCAUUCUCUCCUAUCUGAGGAAAGGAUGAUUGAGAAACCUACAUCUGAGGAAGAGCUCCGCAUAAUUCCUGCAGCAAGGGAGUAAUGCUACCUAUGGGAUGCAUUUUGAUUGUCCACCAAGAUUAGGAAAUGUACAUUUUUGUCGGGUCUGUUGUUUUUUUGAAGGCCUAAUUUUCUCUGCUUCGAGCAAUCAAGGAUUGUACUCAAAAAUCACAUUGUCGGUGUUGUGAUUGAUGAUAUCCAUACAAUUAAUUUUGCUCAAAUUCCAAAACUGGAAGUUGGAUCUUCUCCAAUGCCUUAUGACUAUGUAAAUCUAUCAUUAGAAACUGAACAUGCAGUGUGUUGGCUGACAGGAACAUUUAUGAUCGAUGGGUUUCAAAGCAAUAAAAGAGGGAGUUUUUUUUUGUA
This is a messenger RNA of Dioscorea cayenensis subsp. rotundata (Guinea yam), 1574 nucleotides long. RefSeq names its product pre-mRNA-splicing factor 18-like. The transcript is spliced from 2 exons. NCBI's taxonomy places the organism in Eukaryota, Viridiplantae, Streptophyta, Magnoliopsida, Dioscoreales, Dioscoreaceae. Gene Ontology annotation, biological process: generation of catalytic spliceosome for second transesterification step; RNA splicing. Gene Ontology annotation, cellular component: U4/U6 x U5 tri-snRNP complex; U2-type post-spliceosomal complex; U5 snRNP. The record is from RefSeq and is a predicted model, not a curated record. The coding region runs from base 34 to 1251 and encodes 405 amino acids.